AUGGCGGAGGGAGAUCCAAACCUCAAGAUCAAGUGUAUGGACUGUGGCGACCUGGUACCGGCAGCAGACACACGUAAGUAUGGCAACCAGGUGAAGUGCUGUGAGUGUCACAGUUCUUACAGGUUCUGUCGUGACAACGUAGGGAAUUGGAACAAACUGACAGCGGGAGAGAAGUCAGAGUACAUCAAGAACAACAAAGGGCAAGGCGGCAGGGGCAAGAAACGUGAGCUGAUCACGAACACCGCUGUCAGUGUCACCGAUUACAAAGACCAGCACAACCAAUCGGCGUACCUGAACGAGAUCAGGUUCAAGAAGAAAGGGAAGAAAUGGUACAAUUGGUCAGACGCUGAAAGUCAAAAGCAGUGGGAUGAUGCAGUCCGAGAUCCCAAAGUCCCUCGCUGUUAUGACGCGUUCGGAAACUUGUGUUUGGCGAAGCUUGACACUAGAGUGCUUGCCCAAGGAGCCCAGGUGGGCACAUCGAGGGAAGUCAGGGAAGGUCUGUUUGAGUCCAGAUUCGAUGCUCAAGUGGGAGCCGGAGAUUUGCUAAGCUUGAACUUCAUGAACACCAGGCCCAUGCUGCAGGAAUCUCAGGGCGCGCCGUCUGCUGCAGCUGCUAAGAAACGCAAACCGUCGGCUGCUCCCAGCAAGAUUCAGAAGAAUCAGAAGCCAGAGAAACCUUCAGCAGACCAAGAGAAUCAGCCAAAGAAGCCUAAAAAGGCAGCCGCAGACGCAGAGUUGGAAGCAUUGGAAAUCAAACGGAAGGCCCUUGUCAUGAAGAACAGGUGGGUUGAGAAGCUUCAAGAACUGAUUGCUGAAGUCUCCCUCAGCACUAAGAGGGCGGAGGAAUUUUCGGACUGUGAUGAGCUCGCUCAAGUGGUGAUUGCUCGCUUGGAGAAGCUGCUGGCAUUGGGGCCUGAAAGCCUCAACCCUCCUCCGGAUUCUGUCCUUGGCAAAUUUGACCGGCAAACCGCUGUUGGAAAGCUGAGCCCGACAAGUGGCAAGAAAAGGACCGCAAUUCUUGCAAACCCUACGAAGCAAGCUUUGGCUGACUACGAGAAGAUCAUGGCUUCUUGUGAGCAAUCGCUCAAGAAGGCCCUUGCUCAGUUGGACAAGACGACAGAUGCGUUGCAGACUGCGAAGGAAGAAGCGGAGGCUCACGCGCAGAGGCUUGAGCAGUUGAAGCGCAAAAAGCUUGAAGAGUUUGAGGCUUGCCGGGCAGACGCCCGACAGAAGGGUGCCGCAGCAGCGGAACAACAGGCGCAGGCUGAGCGUGAAAGUGAUGCCAGCGAUGCCAGUUGCCAGGACGAGGAUUCUGGCGGUGCGGGCUCAAGUCAUGACGGAGAUGGGGAGCGAGAUGACGUUGUGGUCCUUCUCACUGAUGCUGUGGCAUUGCUGCGGCCAUGCUGCGCAUCAGGCUGGUGUUUCCUGAAUGCGCACUCCCUUGUGCUCAUCAAGUUCGAGCCGGGCAUGUUCAAUUUGCGAGACCUUGCAGGUAAAUUUGAUGACCUGCCCUCAUCUUUCUUUGCAGAGGCGGGGGCAAAGCAGAAGAAGUCCAAGCAUUUCUUUGAGCGCAAGGACUUCCCUGCGCAGCUUCAGGAGUGCUUUGCAAAUCUGAUGGAAGGCGUAACCGCCUUGCUGCCGCAGUUGCUCGACUGA
Cladocopium goreaui is the source of this 1656-nucleotide messenger RNA. Lineage: Eukaryota; Dinophyceae; Suessiales; Symbiodiniaceae. The record is from the annotation of a GenBank genome assembly.